CAUCAAAAGCAAGCCACACAUUCACCCAACUCACACUAGACACUCACUCUCCUACCUCCAUCACUCUUUCUGCAGAGGAAGAGAGAGUUCAAAGAAGAGGGCACUGCUGCUGCUGCUGCUGAAGUUGGAUAGUUACUAGCUAAAAGUAGCAUUUUUGGGGUGUACAAAAAAUGGCUGGGACUGGAGUGUUUUCAGAAAUAUUGGAUGGUGAUGCGUACAAGUACUACUCUGAUGGAGAAUGGAAGAAGUCUUCUUCAGGCAAAACUGUUGCUAUUGUCAACCCAACUACAAGAAAGACUCAGUACAAGGUUCAAGCUUGUAAUCAGGAAGAGGUUAACAAAGUGAUGGAACUAGCCAAAAGUGCACAGAAAACAUGGGCCAAAACUCCACUAUGGAAGAGAGCAGAGCUCCUUCACAAGGCAGCUGCUAUCCUGAAAGAGCACAAAGCCCCAAUUGCUGAGUGCCUGAUAAAAGAAAUUGCAAAACCAGCUAAAGAUUCGGUCACUGAGGUUGUGAGGUCAGGGGAUCUUAUUUCCUACACUGCUGAAGAAGGUGUUAGAAUCCUUGGAGAGGGAAAAUUCUUGGUCUCUGAUAGUUUCCCUGGGAAUGAAAGGACCAAGUACUGCCUCACUUCUAAGAUUCCCCUUGGGGUGGUUCUAGCCAUUCCACCCUUUAACUAUCCUGUCAACUUAGCUGUGUCAAAGAUCGGUCCUGCAUUGAUUGCUGGAAACUCCCUUGUGCUCAAGCCUCCAACUCAGGGUGCUGUAUCUUGCUUGCAUAUGGUGCACUGUUUUCACUUGGCUGGUUUUCCCAAAGGCCUAAUCAGCUGCGUCACUGGGAAAGGGUCUGAGAUUGGUGACUUCCUUACCAUGCAUCCUGGUGUGAACUGUAUAAGCUUCACUGGUGGAGAUACUGGUAUUUCAAUUUCAAAGAAGGCAGGCAUGAUCCCUCUUCAGAUGGAAUUAGGAGGGAAAGAUGCCUGCAUAGUGCUUGAAGAUGCUGACCUAGAUUUGGUAGCGGCAAACAUAAUUAAAGGAGGAUUUUCUUACAGUGGUCAAAGAUGCACCGCAAUUAAGGUUGUCUUGGUGAUGGAAUCCGUAGCUGAUGCUCUAGUUGAAAAGGUGAAAGCAAGAGUUGCAAAAUUAAGAGUUGGGCCACCGGAGGACGAUUGUGAUAUCACUCCUGUAGUCACAGAGUCAUCUGCCAAUUUCAUUGAAGGGCUGGUUAUGGAUGCCAAAGAGAAAGGAGCAACAUUUUGCCAGCAGUACAAGAGAGAGGGUAACCUCAUCUGGCCCUUGUUGUUAGAUAAUGUGAGGCCUGAUAUGAGGAUUGCAUGGGAAGAGCCGUUUGGGCCAAUUUUGCCAGUGAUAAGGAUCAACUCUGUGGAAGAAGGAAUUCACCAUUGCAAUGCUAGCAAUUUCGGACUCCAAGGUUGCGUAUUUACAAAGGACAUCAACAAAGCAGUGUUGAUCAGUGAUGCAAUGGAAACCGGGACAGUUCAGAUCAACUCGGCACCAGCUCGUGGGCCAGAUCAUUUCCCUUUCCAGGGUUUGAAGGAUAGCGGUAUUGGAUCUCAAGGCAUCACCAACAGCAUUGACAUGAUGACAAAAGUCAAGACCACUGUUAUCAACUUACCAAGCCCUUCUUACUCCAUGGGUUAGUAUCAUCUAUUAGGGAACCAAUAAUCACAACUAGAUUGUGUGCUACUAGAUUGCUAGUCGUUGUUCUGCUGCAGUAAAUCUGGGCUCUGGUGUGCUCCUAUUUUCUGAUUUGGUUGAAAAUGUUUGAACAUUACUCGAUAAAAAAGAAGAAUAAGAAUUGUAUCUGUUGCUAUCA
Molecule: messenger RNA, 1836 nt
Organism: Populus nigra (black poplar)
Lineage: Eukaryota; Viridiplantae; Streptophyta; Magnoliopsida; Malpighiales; Salicaceae
Product: NADP-dependent glyceraldehyde-3-phosphate dehydrogenase-like
Exons: 9
Coding region: 171-1661 (496 amino acids)
Molecular function (GO): lactaldehyde dehydrogenase (NAD+) activity
Source: RefSeq, a predicted model, not a curated record